CCAUGAACAGCUCCGUGGCAGGCUCCGAGGGGGGCUGGCAUCCCGAAUCCGUGAUCAUCCCCCUGGUGUACCUCGUCAUCUUCCUCGUGGGCACGGUGGGCAACAGCCUGGUCCUGGCCGUGCUGCUGCGCAACGGGCAGGUGAAGAACACCACCAACCUCUUCAUCCUCAACCUGGGGGUGGCCGACCUCUGCUUCAUCCUCUUCUGCGUCCCCUUCCAAGCCACCAUCUACACCCUGGAGGGGUGGGUGUUUGGGCCCUUCAUGUGCAAGGCUGUCCACUUCUUCAUCUACCUCACCAUGUACGCCAGCAGCUUCACCCUGGCCACUGUCUCCCUUGACAGGUAUUUGGCCAUACGAUACCCCCUGCACUCGAGGGAGCUGAGGACACCCCGGAACGCCCUCAUGGCCAUCGGCAUCAUCUGGGGGCUUUCCUUCAUCUUCUCGGGCCCUUACCUCAGCUACUACCAGGAAUUCCAGCUGGCCAACCUGACCGUGUGCCACCCCAUCUGGGAGAUCUCCCAGCGCAAGGUCAUGGACAUCUGCACCUUCGUCUUCAGCUACAUCAUCCCGGUGCUGAUCCUGAGCCUCACGUACGUGCGGACUAUUCGCUACCUGUGGAAGUCCGUGGACCCUCUCCAAGACAUGUCCGAGUCCAAGAAGGCCAAGCGGAAGGUCACCAGGAUGAUCAUCAUUGUGGCUGUGCUGUUCUGCCUCUGUUGGCUGCCCCACCACCUGGUCAUCCUCUGCGUCUGGUUCGGGUACUUCCCCCUCAACCACUCCACGUACGUGCUGCGCAUCCUGUCGCACGUCAUCUCCUACGCCAACUCCUGCGUCAACCCCAUCGUCUACGCCCUGGUCUCCAAACACUUCCGCAAGGGCUUCAAGAAGAUCUUCAGCUGCCUCCUGCACAAGAAGGCAGCCCACAGGGUGCACGUGGCCCAGGUGACCAACACCGUCAGCACGCUGGAGGCAGAGCUCAGCGAGGUGACCCAGCUCAGCGAGGCCCUGCCCGGGCGCUCUGCCGCGCGCUGCAGGGUCCCAGCCCAGCCCUGGGGGGAGGUGGAGCUGGUGGGACAGCAGCGGAAGGCAGAUGGCUCCUUCGUCACCUUCAGUGUCAGCUAGCAGAGAUUCUCCCCACCCCAUGGCUUUGCGGGCUCCUGCAGCAUCGCAGGCCUGGGGACGGGCCAUGUUUUGGGUUGAAAUGUGUCCAGUCGUACCCUUUCCACUCAACUGCACCCAGAUGUCAUAACAGUGAUGCUGCUGGUACAGACUCAGCCAAGCAGCUGUCUGAGGAUCCAAGGGCAGGAUUUGCUUCCACCAAGCACUUGCUGAGAGCUGAGAGAUCAAACCCCCCAAAUCCACUCUGGUGUAAUCACCUGUUCCUCUGCCAUGGACGGACUUUUGCCCUGUUGCAUCUACACCGGGAGCUUGUUGAAAGCUCUGGUCCCUCCAAACAACACAGCAUCUGGCUGGAGUUUGUGGGGUGCUCUCUUAGGGACAUUUGGGAAGUCUUGGUUUGUUUGUGUCCUGGUACAGGAGAUGCAUCCCAGGGCAGCGCUGGGCACAGCCCUGUGGGCACAAACCCAGCUCAGGUAGGAAAAUCCAGGAGAGAAGCACAAAAGGUCACUGAGGACCAGGAGGGAGGGAGGCUGUUUGCUGGGGGAGCACAGCCAUGGCCCUGCAGGAGGGGAAUCUGAGUGGGACAGGACCACACUGGGGGAGGAUUUGAAUGCCUUGGACAGCUCGGGCAUCUCAUCCAAGCGAGGUGCUUGUGGAGAAGAGCAAAGCAGAGCAGUGGCACCACU
Empidonax traillii (willow flycatcher) is the source of this 1807-nucleotide messenger RNA. RefSeq names its product galanin receptor 2 (gene GALR2). NCBI's taxonomy places the organism in Eukaryota, Metazoa, Chordata, Aves, Passeriformes, Tyrannidae. The record is from RefSeq and is a predicted model, not a curated record. The coding region runs from base 3 to 1124 and encodes 373 amino acids. Gene Ontology annotation, cellular component: membrane. Gene Ontology annotation, biological process: G protein-coupled receptor signaling pathway. The transcript is spliced from 2 exons. Gene Ontology annotation, molecular function: G protein-coupled receptor activity.